AUGCAUGAUUAUAUCAAUGCAGAGGACACUGAGUUGUGGGACAUUAUCCUUGAUGGACCUUACAUUCUAUCAAAACCUGAAAAAAAUAUAAUGAAGCAGACAGGAAGAAAAUUGAAAACAACUACAAAGCAAAGAAGAUUCUGGUGUGUGGAAUUGGAGCAGAUGAAUACAACAAGAUUUUCCGCUUGUGAGACUGCCAAGAAAAUUUGGGACUGUUUUCAAACAACCCAUGAAGGAACUCAUAGAGCAAAGGAGUCUAAAGUCGAUAUGCUCACCACCCAAUAUGAGAACUUCAUCAUGGAGGAAGGUGAAACCAUCCUUGAGAUGAACUCAAGAUUCACCUCCAUCACCAACGAGCUUAGAGGACUAUGUGAGCCUAUUCUAGUUAGCAAGCAAGUUCGGAAAAUUCUUAAAGUGCUUCUAAAAUCUUGGCAAAGCAAGGUGGAUGCCAUAACAGAAGCCAAGGAUAUAAUGACUAUUCACAUGGAUGAACUGAUUGGGAAUCUUAAGACCUACGAGAUGAACAAGAAACAAGGGACAACUAUGACGGAAGAAAAGAAGGAGAAGUCCAUUUCUUUAAAAACGUCUCAAGGUGAGGUGACUGAGGAGGAUGAUGAGAUGGCGGACUACCCCAGUCAAAAGAAGGAAACUCAUGAUACCAGACCGCGCAAGAGGGACCUGGUCCCAGACCAUGCUCGGAUGAAGGCCCAUGCUGAUCAGUUGGUGAGAAAUGUCUUUGUUGUAUGGGGAGAUGAUUCAAGUGAGUCAGAAGAAGAUGCAGAAAGUUAUGAAAAUGUUUCAAUGAUGGCUAUUGAAGAUGAUGAAAAUGUCUUCAGCUUCAUUUUCUCUUUAAUGGCUAAAUCUGAUGAUAAAGAGGAUCAAAAUGAGUUGAGUCUGUGCGAAGAUGAAAACUCAGUUCUUAAUGCUCAAAUGUUUGAAGUGAGUAUCGGGAUAGGUAUCCUCGAGACUGAUAGUCUGGAACCCAGUGAGGGACUUGGUACCUCAGUAGGUGGAAAGAGAAAGCUUAGCGUCCUUGAGGAAGAACUGAAAGAAAAGCUUAAAAUCCUUGAGUCCAAGUUAGUUACUUAUCUUGAAACAAAUUCUCAAAUGAGAAAGGAUCUGAGUAAGGUCAGGGAGGAGUUAAGCCAUUCUCUAAAAUGGACUGACUCCUCUAAGAUACUUUCUAAUCUGUCUAAUCAGAGUUUCAAUGGAAAGAAAGGGUUGGGACGCAGACCAAUAGAACCCCCAUAUAAUCCUCAUAGAAAAUAUGUGUCUGUAUCUAACAACCUUUUGUGCACUCACUAUGGUCGAAAUGGUCAUUUGAAAGAGAAAUGUGAGAGCCUGAGAAAAGCUAAAGAAAGGCAUGUGAAAUUUGUUAGAUUUGAAAAUGACGUUAAAAAGGGACACAAGGGACCUGGUCCUCGUUAUCAUUUUAGAAAGAACACUUUACCUCCAUAG
This is a messenger RNA of Solanum stenotomum, 1458 nucleotides long. RefSeq lists its product as uncharacterized. The coding region runs from base 1 to 1458 and encodes 485 amino acids. The record is from RefSeq and is a predicted model, not a curated record. The transcript is spliced from 3 exons. NCBI's taxonomy places the organism in Eukaryota, Viridiplantae, Streptophyta, Magnoliopsida, Solanales, Solanaceae.